Molecule: messenger RNA, 1050 nt
Organism: Adineta steineri
Lineage: Eukaryota; Metazoa; Rotifera; Eurotatoria; Adinetida; Adinetidae
Source: the annotation of a GenBank genome assembly
AUGUUUGAAUAUCGUCACCUUACAUGUUUCAAGUUAAAAUACCUAUUGUUUUUCGCACUUAUCAGUUGUUUUACUCUUGUUGUCUUCUUUUCUGUUAACAAACCUCCAAGUACCAUUCCACUGUUGAUAAUAGAAAAUAAAACAACUUCUACGUCUUCAACGGUUACUACUCGUCUCUCAUCCAAUGCUCCUACGCCUAGUUGUGAAUCCAUAGUAUCAGACAAUCGAUCUUUUUAUGAACGUGAAUAUCCUCAGUUAAAUUUACCUCAACGAAUAUCAAAUUCAUCAUAUCAAAAUAUUCUUCAUCAACUUCAUUCUCUUCGUUUAAUUGUCGUAUCAUGUGCUCGUAAUGUUGAAUCAAAUAUUAAAAAAUAUCGAACUCAUAUUGAACCAAUUAUUGAUCUCUUCCAUUCAUCAUCUCGCAUUCUUAUUUGUGAAAGUGAUUCAAAUGAUAAAACAGUUGAAAAACUUUAUGAAUGGUCUCGUGCACAAGUUUAUACAUAUGGUAAUAUGAUGAAAUCAUAUCCAGAACGUACUGAUCGUCUUGCUUUUUGUCGCAAUAAACUACUUAACAAAGCACAUGAUUUAAAAGCUGAUUAUAUUGUAGUUACCGAUUUGGAUAUAUUUUCUACAACAGUUUCUUCUUUUCUUUCUAAUUUUCGAUAUAACAUAGAUGAUUGGUCAGUAAUGACAGCAUCAGCAAGCAGUUCAUAUUAUGAUAUUUGGGCAUUACGUACAUUAUCUGAUUCAGUUAUGAACUAUGAUGUCUGGCAUCGGGUAUGGGAUUUAGGAAAAUCUGGUAAAAAAUAUUGUGGUGGUACACUUGUAGAUUUAAUUAUUGGUAUUCACCAAAAACAUAUGCCAAUUACAUAUGGUUUACUUGAAGUACGCUCAGCUUUUGGUGGUGCUGGAUUAUAUAAAGUAAAUUCAACAUACGGAUGCCAGUAUAAUGGAGAAAAAACUACUUGUGAACAUGUACCAUUUCAUUUAUGUAUACGAGAAAAAAAUCAAGGAAGAAUUUUUAUUAAUUCGGAAUUUCAAGUUCAUUAA